Octodon degus (degu) is the source of this 1422-nucleotide messenger RNA. It is a transcript of the gene Gipc2, whose product is annotated as GIPC PDZ domain containing family member 2. NCBI's taxonomy places the organism in Eukaryota, Metazoa, Chordata, Mammalia, Rodentia, Octodontidae. Bases 94 to 1023 code for a protein of 309 amino acids. Gene Ontology annotation, molecular function: protein binding. The transcript is spliced from 6 exons. The record is from RefSeq and is a predicted model, not a curated record.
UUGGCCGCGGCGCGGUACCUGCGCGUUCGGGCGCAAAGUCCACGGCGGCCCAGGUGGCCGGGCGCAGGCGGCCCACGCCCUCGGCCAGGCAGGAUGCCCCUGGGGCGGCUCGGAAGGAAGAAGGCCAAGGGCAGGGAGGGGGCCCGGCUGGUGGGGGCCGAGCAGACCCCCGCGCCCGCGCCCCCUGUUCCCCCCGCGUCCGCACCCGUCUUCCACGCGCAGCUGGCGCACGGGAGCCCCACGGGCCGCUUGCAGGGCUUCGCCAGCGUGGCCGAGCUGUACGCGCAGAUCGCGGCCGCCUUCGACCUCCCGCCCUCCGAGAUCUUGUUCUGCACUUUAAACACACCUAAAGUUGACAUGCAGAGACUCCUCGGAGGACAACUAGGUCUUGAAGAUUUCAUAUUUGCCCACGUGAAAGGACUAAAAAAAGAAGUGAAUGUGUAUAAAUCUGAGGAUUCACUAGGACUCACCAUCACAGACAAUGGUGUUGGCUCUGCUUUUAUCAAGAGAAUUAAAAGUGGUAGCAUUAUUGACUCAGUUAAGACAGUCUGUGUGGGAGAUCAUAUUGAAUCCAUAAAUGGAGAAAAUAUAGUUGGACGUCGUCACUAUGAAGUUGCUAAGAAGUUAAAGGAAUUAAAGAAAGGGGAACUCUUUACCUUGAAGUUAGUAGAACCUAAGAAGGCAUUUGAAAUAGGACCAAGGUCAAAAUCUGGAAAGACAUCGGUGGAAAAUAUUGGCACUGCCAGAGGGACGCUGCGUCUGAGAUCAAACGGUCCUGCCACUGUGGAAGAACUGCCUUCUGAAGCCAAAGCAAAGGCGAUUGAAAAGAUUGACAAUCUUCUUGAAUUGUACAUGGGAAUUCGAGAUAUUGAUCUAGCUACCACCAUGUUUGAAGCUGGCAAGGACAAAGGAAAUCCAGAUGAAUUUGCUGUCACCCUCGAUGAGACUCUGGGAGACUUUGCGUUUCCAGAUGAGUUUGUCUUUGAUGUUUGGGGAGCUGUUGGUGAGGCCAGGCAAGAGUGACUUCGACGUGGAUGAUCCAGCUCUGAAGAAAUGAACCAUUGUUCUUAAACUCCUUAAGCAUUCUAAGACAACUUUAUAAACUCUGGUUUAAUUUUAUGGUGCACUGUAUUCUUUGAAAUAUAACUUUGAUUUCUGAGUGGUUUUUAAUGCAGCUGCUUAUGUGGUAGGGUAAAGAUGAGUUACCUAAAAUAUGAUCUGUUUUAACUUUCAUUUCAAAGAUUUUUAAAGGAAAUGUUAAGGAAUAUUUUCACAUAGAUGAUUUUGCCCUCUAUGAAUAUACCUGGGCUUUGUUUUCUGCAUUAAUUGAUUGUAAUCACUUUGUAAUUUUUUGUUACUUUUCAUAAAAAAAUCUCAACGUAAUAAAAAUUAGGAUUGGAGUAUGAUAUGUCUCGUAAUAUC